AUGGAACAGAGUUCUUCUAACCCUACAAAAACUAUUGACAUGUCAGCGUCCACAGAAGACACACGAGAUCCACCACCAAAACAAAUGUUACCCAUUAAGCCGCCAUUUCCACCAACGAUUAGUGUCGAUGAUUUGGUUACUUCUAGACCGAAUGGAGACAAACCUUCAAAGGCGUCAAAUGCUUUUAUGAUAUAUCGUAAAGCAUACGUUAAGGAACUACAUUCAAGAGGAAUCAACCUUCAAAUGACACAAAUUUCUCCCAUAGUCUCAGAAUCGUGGAAAAAGGAAUCGGAAAGUGUCAAGGAGGAAUAUAAACGUCUCGCCGAAGCCGCAAAAAAAAGAUAUAAAGAGAUAUGGCCGGCAAAACAGAAACGUCGACAUAGAAAGAAGCAACUACCACCCAUACCACCGUCCCUAUUUUUAGAAGAUGCCUCGAAAUUAUAUUCCUCGCAACCACAAUUUUCCUCUGGAAGCACUUGGGAAGUUCCCUCCUCUUCCUGGCAACCAUCAUCCAAUCUAUCAUAUGUCAACUUAAGCAAUAGCAUACAAAGUAACAAUUCCGCAUAUACUUCGACAUAA
Molecule: messenger RNA, 579 nt
Organism: Acaulospora colombiana
Lineage: Eukaryota; Fungi; Glomeromycota; Glomeromycetes; Diversisporales; Acaulosporaceae
Source: the annotation of a GenBank genome assembly